Molecule: messenger RNA, 1682 nt
Organism: Syngnathoides biaculeatus (alligator pipefish)
Lineage: Eukaryota; Metazoa; Chordata; Actinopteri; Syngnathiformes; Syngnathidae
Product: natterin-3-like
Exons: 3
Coding region: 1-1167 (388 amino acids)
Source: RefSeq, a predicted model, not a curated record
AUGAGGACGUGUCUUGUCGUGUCAGUGAUUCUGUUGGUGCUCUGCACCCCGACGCUGCAGUCGGACCCGUUUGACGGCCAGCCACAGUCCAGUCGUCUGAACGAGGCCCUGGGUGAUGUGGUCCCUCCCCUGGAAUCAGCCCGGGACCCCGCGCGGCGAGAACCAACUCCGGGCUCCUCCGCGGCCUCCUCGGCCGACUUCGGCGAACACGCCAACCUGAAGUGGGUCCCCUGGAACGGCUCCCUGCCCAACGGGGCGGUGGCCAUCUUCAACGGCUACGCCCAGCGCACCGACUACGUGUGCAAGGUGAGGUGCGAGGCGGGCUUCUUCACCCGCGACACCUGCCGCUACCCGUACGCCGACAAGGAGUACGUGUCGGACGUCUUCGACCUGCUGGUCAACGUGGACCAGUUCGAGUUCCUGGAGUGGGCGGAGGACUCCUACGGGUCGGUGCCCAGUCUUGCCGUCAGGACGUGCCAAGGAGUUGACAUCUUCGUGGGCAAGAACCAAUAUGGACUCGGCAAGGUGGUGAGCCAGCACGAGGCUUUCUUCCUUCCCUGGGAGGGUGACGAGUACUGGUACAAGAACUACCAGGUUCUACGGCUCAACCCCGACGUGUACAGCCAGCACAUCUCGCAUGUGGAGUACGCCGUGGACCAAAUGGAGCUCUUUCACCACCCGCCCGAAACCCUGCAGCAGGCCAAAGUCACUAACCUGGAGUGCCACGCUGUGCGCAAGACGGUUACACUGGAAAAGACCAGCACCAGCGAGAAGACCUGGGACACCGGACGGGAGACCCGCAACGGCUCGGUGUCCACCAUGAAGGCCAAGGUGCCCAUCCUGGGGCCAGGGAACGUGGACUUCACCAAAGAGCAGACCGUCACCUUCUCCGAGGGGACCAGCCUGCUGGAGGCAGUGAGCCACUCGGUCAGCGUGGAGCUCCUGGUGCCGCCCAACUUUUCUUGCGCCGUCAGGAUGGACGGACGCAAGAUGAGCGCCGACAUCCCCUUCAAGGCCCGUCUGAGUCGCACCAACCACAACGGGGACACGCACUGGACCUCCAUCACGGGAACCUACGAUGGCGUCAGCGUUGGCGAGAUUAACGCCGUGGUGGAACGUUGCCAGCCCGUAGCCGACUCCGUCCCGUGCCAGCCCGACCAAGACUGAAGAAAUACGACCUGUUGUCUCUUGAAAAUGAGAAGAAAUAAAACUUUGUCAUGAAAAAUGUCACGCGUCUUCCUGUGUUUGGCUGUGCUUGUUGUUCUUGUCUGUGUUUCCUCAGUUUCCGUGGUGAGCUCACAUUUGGGGAUGGUUUGGUUCACUGUGGGCUCCCUCUAGUGGUAUGCGAAGUAAUCACUCUCUGAGAGGAGCUGUUUGUAUUUAACUUUUUUUUUUUUUUUUUUUUUGCACAUUUGCAUUUCAUCUUUGGACUGGCGCGUCUAUCAGGUGUAGUCCCACAAAAGAAAUCUGAAAAAGCCACGCCUGAAAAGACACACGAAGUCUCCCACUUUUUGCUGAAUGAACUUCCCUUGCUCUACAUAUGCACAAUGAAUAUUCAGUCGGUAAAUGAGUAUUAAUAGUUCAUGAAAUAAAAGAACAUAAAUCGAACUUUAAAAAGGUAAUAUCGCAACAUUUUGAGAUAUUUCUAAUACGUGAGCAUUAUGUGGAGGUAGUAACUGACA